UGUGAAUGUGAACACAACACAUGCGGGGAGAGCUGUGAUCGGUGUUGCCCUGGUUACAACCAGCAGCCCUGGAUGGCGGGAACCUUCAACACCCGACAUAUCUGUGAGAAGUGUAACUGCCAUGGUAAGGCAAAGGAGUGCUUCUUUAAUCAGACAGUAGCAGACCUUUCACUCAGCCUGGACAUCCACGGUCAGAAUAAAGGAGGCGGAGUCUGCAUCGGUUGCCGUGACAACACCGCUGGAAUCAACUGUCAAACAUGCCUUGCUGGAUUCUACAGACCUGAUGGCGUGAACCCUGAGGAGGAGGACCCCUGCAUCCCCUGCUCGUGUGACUCGCAGGGCUCCAUCAGCGAGUCAUGUUUUGCAGAUUCAAGCCAUGGCCAGCCAGCAGGGUCGUGCCGGUGUAAGGAGGGUUUUGGGGGUCUGCGAUGUGACAGGUGUGCAGUGGGUUAUAUGGGCUUCCCAUCCUGCCAGCGCUGUAACUGCAGCGUGGAAGGAAGCACCAACGCUGACCCGUGCAUAACACCCUGCGUGUGCAAGGAAAACAUUGAAGGAGAGAACUGCGACCGCUGUAAACUCGGAUUCUACAAUCUCCAGGGUGAAAAUCGACGUGGCUGCGAAAAGUGCUCCUGCAUGGGCGUGGCCAGUCAGUGUACUGCCUCCACAUGGACCUAUCAGAAUGAGACGAGCCUGACAGGUUGGCACCUGAUUGGUGAUACCGGAAGAAGAGUGUGGUCUGUUCACAGAGAGACUCCUCCAUACCUGAGUGUCCGACACUCCGACGUUGUGAAUGAUCUCGGCUCGGCCUACUACUGGAACGCACCUGGAAUGUACCUGGGGAACAAGCUUACAGCCUACGGAGGGAGCGUGGUGUACUCUGUGUCUUAUUCUACAGACCAACAGGAACAAAGACUCAUCAGAGUCACUUCAGAACCCGACCUGAUCAUAGAGGGAGGCGGGAUCAAGAUCAUCGACAGACGUUAUGGCCAGCCUCUGUACCCAUCCUCUCCGAGCCCCAAUCAGAUUGCUCUCCUCCCGGAGAACUUCCUGGUUUCAGAGACCGCACAGCCGAUCAGUCGGAGGGAUUUUCUGUCUGUGCUGGCUAAUGUGAACAAAGUGAUGGUGCGGGCCUCUUAUAGCACAGAGACCAGCGCUGUGUACAGACUCCACUCAUUCUCGAUGCAGGAAGCUAAUCCCGCUGCCAGAGGAGAGAAGAGAGCUUCAGCUGUAGAAAUCUGCUCUUGUCCACCUGGAUAUGCAGGAACUUCUUGUGAGGCUUGUAUUCCUGGUUUUCGAAGGGUUAACGGGAAUCUUUACAACGGAGUGUGUGAAGCUUGUCAAUGCAGCGGACACGCUACACAAUGCCAUGAAGUCACAGGACACUGCCAGGACUGCUUCCACCACACCACAGGCCCCCACUGUGACACCUGCCUACCUGGUUACUAUGGCAAUGCCACUCAUGGGACACCUACGGACUGUCACCGAUGCAGUUGCCCGCUCAGUCUUCUGAGCAACAAUUUCAGCCCCACCUGCCACCUGAGUGAAGAAGGGGAGAUGCAGUGUGACCAGUGUCAGCCUGGAUACACAGGGCAGCGAUGUGACAGAUGUUCCAACGGGUACUACGGCCGGCCGACUGUGCCAGGGAGUUACUGCCAGCCCUGCGAUUGCCAUGACAACUUGGAUCUCUCCAUACCUGGCAGCUGCGAUCCAAUCACAGGCCAGUGUCUGCGCUGUCGCCAAGGAUAUGGCGGCCCAGCUUGUGACAGUUGCGCUGAAGGUUACUACGGAGACGCAAUCACAGCCAAGAACUGCCAACUGCUGAUCGGCUGCUCGUGUCUGCGAGUUGGAGGGCUGUUAUCGAUCCUAGACGAAUGA
Labrus bergylta (ballan wrasse) is the source of this 1875-nucleotide messenger RNA. The record is from RefSeq and is a predicted model, not a curated record. Lineage: Eukaryota; Metazoa; Chordata; Actinopteri; Labriformes; Labridae.